AAUAUUAUCAAUUUCAAACACUGUCAACGUCCAUUCACAUAAAACUUCCUUCGCAUUGUGUAACAAUUCAUAUUGAUACAACAGAGCGCAGAAAACAAAGGGUUUGCCACAAUUAAUGCUUAGCUUUCAGUGUUUCUCUGCAAAAUGAGGACUGUUGCUAGGCAAAGGGUAAAAGAUACCUAAAGCUUUUUAUGUGAACGUACGCUAUGCGCAUCGAACUUUUCUGUCAAAACAGAUGUCUGACACAAAGCAAAGUAAAAGUUCUAUGUGAAUUAACCAUUACGUCUUUUGAAACGUCAAAAAAAAAUUAAACAAAAUGCAACGCUGGCAAAUAAAUUCCAAAAUGGUUCAAAUUUCAUUUUCGGACCGUAGCGUGUGUGGAAUUAGCGAAAUUUUGUCGAUAGAAUUUUCAGAGAAUUUGACCAGAGAACUAUUUGACGUUCCUAAAUCUAAAUUACUGAAAUUAAAACACAACAAACAUACUCGGCGAAUCCGACUAUAAUGAAUCAUUUGAAAUGGAUGGGCCAUUCGGCAACAAUAUUUGAUAUACAAAGAAAUCUUCGCAAUGAUCCUCAAAGCUGUGAGGUGACACUGGUAGCCAAAGGUCAUUCAGUGCGUGCCCAUCGGUUUGUCUUAUCAUCAUGUUCAGACUUGCUGCGCAAUCUGCUGGUGGAUGUUCCAAUGGGGCAGGAAGCAACAAUUGUAGUGCCGGAUAUAAAAGGGUCUCUGCUCGACAGUGUAUUAGCUUUUAUAUACAUUGGCGAAACAAGCCUCACAUCGACUAAUUUAUCAGAGUUCUUGGAAGCUAUAAAUACCUUGGGUAUCAAGUCAGCUAUAAGUUUUGAGUGCAACAAUGCAACGUUAUCAGGUGGUGUCCAGACAACAGAAGCAGUUAAGACUAUAAGCAAUAUACAAAUUGCACAAGAAGAGCUUAUUGAACAACAAGAAAAUAUUGCUGUCGAGAAGAUCGAGACACAAAACGUAAUACAACAUGAAAGAGAACUGGAAUUUUUGGAUGUAUAUAACGAAGCUCAACAUAGUAAAAUUACUUACUCCAUUGAACAUAUGCCAGUUGCCAGCGCAGCAAACGAAUACAUAUUAACUGAAAAUUCUGGAACCUUUACAUUAACCCAAAAUAAUAAACUAGAAAAUGGCUCCAAUUCUGAUACGGAAAAACUUGUUGAAAUGGAGGAUACCACGGAAGAUGGUCACAUCAUAGAGGAAUAUAGCAGUAACAGCGCAGAUCCUAUAAUUGAAAUUACCACAAAUACUACAGCGACAAGUACACCAAAAGUGACUGCCACAACAACAGCUACUACGCAAGUGCCACAACCGCUAAUUCAAAUAAAACCAACGCCAAAAAUGAAAACUAUCAAAAUUAAAUCACAAUCAUCUUCAGACACCGAUCAAAUACAUCAAUCAAUGUUUACCACGCUUGACCCCACCGCAGAUCCUAUUUCAGUAUUAAAGACUGAUGAUAAUUUUACCACAUUAAACGCCGCACCCGGUACUCAAGAAGAUGCUCUUUUUUAUGCCGUUCAGGCAGUAAUAAAUGAAGGUAUGAGCUUACAGAAAGCUGCACUAAAAUAUGAUUUAUCGAAAACGGUACUUUGGCGGAGAGUGCGCAAGCACCCAAAUUAUAUGAAAACUACCCGUGAAAAUCCUGUUCUCACCAUGGCCUACGAACGAUUAAAAGGUGGCGACUCUUUGAAGAAUAUCAGUCGCGAAUUAGAUAUACCAAUGUCUACACUACAUAGACAUAAGGUACGUUUAGCACAGCAAGGACGUUUGCCAGACUAUGUUUCUUUUAAGAAACGUGAUGUUAACUCGAAAAUUGAACUUAAAGACAAAUUAACUAAAGCGUUGCACGCUUGUGUACAUGAGGGAAUGUCGCAAAAUCAUGCAGCAAAUUUAUUUGACAUACCGAAAAGCACUCUAUGGCGUCACCUUCAAAAGCGUGUUGCUGAAGCAGAACUUUCCCAGAAACUUGAACUAGGCCACAUCAAGGAGGAAGUAAUAUUAUCUUAAAACCAGUAUUUAUAAUUAGUUUAAUACACAUAUGUAUGUAGAUUUAUUUCUAAUAUACACACUCAGUGUUACUCGUAUAAGUUUCAUUAUUAUUUUUUAUGUACAUUAACGUGAAUGCCUUUAUAAAGGCACGAUUAAAUACUUGAAAUUUUCAUUUUACUGUGGAUAUUACGUAUUGUAAAAGAAUCCUUUAAGUACUUUCUUUUAACUAAUAGUAAAAACUAUUCAUUAAAACUAUACGCCCAAGACGAUAUUUAAAUACGACUAUUAAAUACUUUGUUCGCAUAAGUUGAGAUUGUUCUUAAGUAUUUAAAGUUCAAAUACUUCUUAGGCAAUUUGAACAAAAGAGAGCUUGAAAUAUAUAAUAAAACGUUGAAUACGUUAAUAUUUCAAACAAAUUGCAUUACUUAAAUGUGAUCUAAAGUGUGUCGUAAAAAGAACUAUGAAUGUUUAUAUGACAUAUGCAUAUGGUACAUAAAAUGCAACAACAUUGCCGCUGCGGCUGAUGUAACUGAUCUAAUUUCUACAAACGGUCCAUAUUUGACAAUCUUGGUAAUAACGACAUUUAAUUAAAAUAUAUGUAUAUGGUCUAGUAAAAAGAAAUAUAUUAUUUUUGCAUUAAAUUAAGGAAAUGUGGCCUGCCCUUAUCCUGAUUGAAGACAUUUGCAUUCCUACCCGGUAAAACUGGACAAUCGAAACCGUGCUUACGUUAAUUAAUCAUUUUUUAUGCUUUAAUAGUAAUGAAUAAUAAUUUCAAUGCAUUUAAUCUUCUGGAUUAAUAAAACAGUGCUUGAGUAAUCUUCAUCCUUUAUUACCCCAACUUGUAAUCAAGGUUAUCCUUCAAUCUAUUCAGGCGGCACUUAUGUUAAAUCAAAGAAUGUAUAAUAACGAUUUAAAGAGAAUUUAUUAAAAAAGUAAAAAAUAAAUACCUUUUUGCCUAAUCUUUCGCAUUUUAUCAAUUUCGCAUUUGUGUAAAAAAAUAAAAAUGUUAUCGAUUUACCAUCAUAAAAAAAAAAACUAGCACGCAUAUGUGAAGUGGGACUUUUAUUUUUUGUUUAAAAUUUUUUCUCUUUAUGCAGGCAGACAGAUUUUCUAUAUAAAAAGAUCCGUUUAAUGAACUUAUAUUUUUUGCCAGAGAACAUUAGAAAAUGGUGAAUUCCCUACCUACGGUGUUAGUCGUCCAAUCAAGCCAUACAGAUUCGAUUUGCACCUUCUCGUUAUUAUACGUACUCUGGUUAAAUAUCGGAAUUCAAAAUUUCAAACACAUAACAAAUUUCAUACAUAUUUGAUUGAAAAUAUUUUUUUUGAUCUACAUAUUCGCAAUUCAUAAUUUCUCUAAUAAAUCUGGCAGCAAAUUUUUCAAUUUAUACCGAGUAAUAGAUUCCUUACAGAUUUGUACGAGAUUGCAUCUGACAAAUACCAUUUCGUUUCGUUUCCUAUCUUGGAAAAAAGUCGAAAGAACACGCGUUUCGUUGCCUUUUCAGACAUUCACAUCAGAGAACGUACGUACAUUUGUUAAUUUGGAGCGUUUCGAAACGUCGCACGUUUACUAAAAAUACAAGUGAAAAUUUUCAGUAAUUCAACGCAAUAAAAGUAUCAUUGCGAACGGUUUUUUUAUUUUCAGCUGCGGUUGCUUUUUAAUAUCGUAUGUCCAUCCAGAAUUUAAAUACAUUUGACCCAUUUGCUGAUGCAAUAAAGGGGGCUGACGAUGAUGUUCAGGACGGUCUUGUACACAUAAGAAUUCAGCAGAGAAAUGGUCGAAAGACAUUAACAACUGUGCAAGGAUUGUCAUCAGAAUAUGAUUUAAAGAAAAUUGUGCGAUCAUGUAAAAA
Molecule: messenger RNA, 3860 nt
Organism: Bactrocera oleae (olive fruit fly)
Lineage: Eukaryota; Metazoa; Arthropoda; Insecta; Diptera; Tephritidae
Source: RefSeq, a predicted model, not a curated record